This is a messenger RNA of Pseudophryne corroboree (corroboree frog), 2472 nucleotides long. RefSeq names its product sulfate transporter-like. The transcript is spliced from 3 exons. The coding region runs from base 1 to 2472 and encodes 823 amino acids. Gene Ontology annotation, cellular component: plasma membrane. Lineage: Eukaryota; Metazoa; Chordata; Amphibia; Anura; Myobatrachidae. The record is from RefSeq and is a predicted model, not a curated record. Gene Ontology annotation, molecular function: oxalate transmembrane transporter activity; bicarbonate transmembrane transporter activity; sulfate transmembrane transporter activity. Gene Ontology annotation, biological process: transmembrane transport.
AUGCAUGUGAAGGAAACUGAUAGGAAUACCAUCCUUAAGCAUGAUAGUUUCCACCCACAAGCACUCCGAAAUGGUCUCACUUACUGGCAGAUGCUGCGAGUGAGGAGAAUUACUAGUGACCCAGUAGAAACUGUACAUGCCAUGACUGAGAUGGUGAAUAAGCUUGCGGAGAGGGGGUACCCCCGCAUAGAAUUGGAGAAGACUAGGGACAGAGUGUUAGCUAUUCCCAGAGAUGAGGCACUCAGAACUACUAGAGAAACAUCCUCUGAAUCUCCUUUUGUGCCUUGGGUUACAGAUACUGAGUAUUCUAUCAGGAAUGAGUUUCCUGACCAAAGUGAGUGCUCACUAUCCUUGCCUUAUAAUUCUGUAGAACUUGAAGAACAAAUCAAACCAGCCUUCAAUAUCAAAGACAUCAUGUGGGAGAAAACAAAAAAAUGCUGUACCAGUAGCCCAAGAAAGUUUGUCAGAUAUUGCUUUGAACUCUUCCCAGUGUUAACCUGGCUUCCUCAAUACAAGAUUAAAGAAUACCUUUUAGGUGACAUUGUAUCUGGGAUCAUAGUUGGCAUUGUGACUAUUCCUCAGGCAAUAGCUUACUCACUCUUAGCAAGUCAAGCCCCUAUUUAUGGCCUAUACACCAAUUUCUUCUGCUGCAUCAUCUACUUCUUCAUGGCAUCAUCUCAUCAUAACUGUGUUGGUACAUUUGGGGUGCUGUGUCUCAUGGUUGGAGAGUCUGUAAACAAGCAUUUAAAAGCUGCAGGUUUCACUGAAUAUGGCGAUGAAGUAUUAAACUCAACACUAACUUCUAAUAGCACUGUGUGUGGGAGAAGCUGCUAUGCUAUCAUGCUGGCCACAUCUUUAACCUUCAUGGUUGGUGUUUACCAGGUCCUUAUGGGAAUAUUCCACUUAGGUUUUAUCUCAGUGUAUUUAUCAGAACCCUUGCUGAGCGGUUUUGUUACUGGGUCUUCGCUCACCAUCAUAACGUCUCAGAUGAAAUACCUUCUCGGUUUGAAGAUUCCUCGCAGUGAUGGUGCAGGCUCCCUGAUUACUACUUGGAUUGAUAUUUUCACAAAUUUACAAGACACUAAUAUAUGUGAUUUUAUAGCCAGUGCUGUUACGAUAGCUGUCAUGGUACCAGUCAAAAUUAUUAAUGACAGAUUCAAAAGUAAAAUGAAGGUUCCAUUUCCAGUAGAAAUUUUUGUUAUCAUUGUUGCCACAUUGGUUUCCCAUUACUAUGAUUUUAAUCGCAAAUAUAAAUCAUCAAUUUGUGGCUCAAUUCCUACUGGAUUUAUGUCUCCAAGGGCACCAGAGUGGAGUAUGAUUCCCAGUAUUGCAACUGAUGCAAUCCCAAUUGCAAUAAUUGGGUUUGCGAUGACAGUAUCCCUUGCUGAGAUUUUUGCCAAAAAGCACGGGUACACAGUCAGUAUCAAUCAGGAGAUGAUCGCUAUUGGCAUGUGCAACGUGAUACCAUCUUUCUUUUACUCUUUCGCAAGCUGUGCUGCUCUUGCCAAAACUUUGCUUAAGGAGUCCACAGGCGCCAAUACACAGCUUAAUGGAAUUGUCUCCUCCCUAUUAUUGAUGAUAGUACUUCUUGCUCUUUCCCACCUUCUGUACUCACUGCAAAAUAGUAUUUUAGGAGUUAUCACAAUUGUUAGCCUUAAGGGUGCACUUGUUAAAUUUGCAGAUACACCAAAAAUGUGGCGGAUAAGCAGAAUUGACACAGUGGUCUGGUGGGUGAGCAUGUUAGCUUCUGCUUUGAUCUCAACUGAGAUUGGACUGUUGGUUGGUGUUUGCUUCUCUAUGCUCUGUGUGAUCUUUCGCACCCAGAGGCCAAGGGCCACCCUUUUAGGUAAUGUCAGUGGGACAGAGAUUUAUGAAGACCAAUUACAAUACAAAGAGUUAAACACUAUACCCAAUAUUAAAAUAUAUCGGUUUAAUGGUUCUCUUUACUAUGCCAACAAAGAUUAUUUCAUAGCAAGUCUGCAUAGCAAAACAGGUGUUAACCCAUCAAUCGUGUUGACAUUACAGAGAAAGGCCAAAAGAGAAGAGGUUACACCUGGGCAAACCAAUCACAGGUUUGGCUCAAAGCUGAAUGUUAUUAAAACAGUAUGUAAACCGCGCAAAUCGCUUGAUACAACCUUAUCAGCAAUCGAUGUGCACUCUUUAAUUAUUGAUUGUGGAGCUAUGCAGUUUGUAGAUAGUGCAGGUCUCAGCAUACUCAAAGAGGUCCGCAAUGACUAUGAAGAGAUUGGUGUAUGGGUGUUUCUUGCCAACUGCAAUCCCUCUGUUUGCCGGCUACUCCACAAUGGAGAUUUUUUUAGCGUCAUAAACAGCAGUGCUAGUGAGCAUGCAUUUCACAGUGUGCAUGAUGCAGUCACUUUCGCUGAGAGGAAGUUCCGAAAAAAGAUGACGACAGGGAUAAAUAAUGUUUCUAUUCCAACACCAGAUCACAAUGACACUGAUGAUGGACAAUAA